AUGUUAGGAACGCUGGUAGGCAGUCUGCUGACCGUCGAGGGUGCACUGCUGGUGGCUCUGGUAGCCCUACUCUACUACUAUGCGGUCGUACGGAAUAUGCGCUUUUUUGUUGAGCGUGGCGUACCGUACCUGCCGCCCGUACCGCUGCUCGGCAAUAGUGCCGACUUUAUUACCCGCAAGCGCCACAUUACGGACGUGCUCAGCGACAUGUAUGCCCGGUUUGGGCAGCACCGUUUCUUCGGCUACUUUGACUUCCUGUCGCCGAUCUUUGUGGUGCGCGAUAUGGAGCUGGUGAAGCAGAUCUGCAUCAAGGACUUCGACCACUUCAUCAACCAUCGGAUCGAUCUGGACGAGAACCACGAUCCACUGUUUGGGCGGGCGUUGUUUGCGAUGCGCGACACCCGUUGGCGUAAUAUGCGUACCGUGCUGAGCCCUGCCUUUACCGGCAGCAAGAUGCGGCUAAUGUUUGGUCUCAUUACGACCUACUGCGAGGGUGCGAUGCGCACGAUACGGUCCGAGAUGGGUGCGGACGGGACGGCCGAGCUGGAGAUGAAGGAACUUUUCCGUCGGUUCGGCAACGAUAUCGUGGCGACCUGCGCGUUCGGCAUCGAGAUUAACUCGUUCAAGGAUCGAACCAAUGCAUUCUUCACGCUCGGCAAAGAGCUGACGAAUCUGGAAGGUGUGCAAGGAAUUAAAUUUCUUGCGUUCUCGUCGUUCCCGCGAGUGAUGAAGGCGUUGCGGCUACGGCUGUUUAGCUCUAGGAUGACUACCUUCUUCCGGAGCGUGGUGAUGGAUACGAUUGCGCAGCGGGAGCAGCGAGGUAUCGUGCGGCACGACAUGAUCAAUUUGUUGAUGCAGGCCCGCAAGCAGGAGCUUCGGUUUGACGAAAACGAUAACAUUGACACGAGCGGUGAAGGAUCGCCGAAACGAUUGAUGGACUGGACUGAUGACGAUUUGACAGCUCAGUGUACAGUGUUCUUCUUCGGCGGGUACGAUACCGUCUCCACACUGUCCGCUUUUAUGGCUCACGAGCUCGCCGUCAACCCGGACGUCCAGGAGCGUCUGCGGAAGGAGAUAGACACCGUGCGCACCUCCAUCGGUGGUUCCGACAAGCUGACGUACGAAACAUUACAAUCGAUGCGCUACCUAGACAUGGUGGCGUACGAAACGCUACGCAAAUGGACGCCCGCCCCAUUCCUCGAUCGGACCUGCAGCAAGCCGUACGUACUGGAGGACUAUGACGGCCACAAGGUACAGCUCCAGAAGGGUGACGGUUUGUGGAUACCGGCAGCAGCGAUUAUGCGCGACCCGCAACUAUUUCCCGACCCCGAUCGCUUCUGGCCGGAACGCUUCGCACCGGACAGCGAGGUGCCGAUCGAUUCGGCCACCAUGCUAUCGUUCGGGCUGGGACCGCGCAACUGCAUCGGGUCCCGGUUCGCACUGAUGGAAACGAAGGCCGUGUUCUUCUACCUGUUGACACAUUUCUUCCUGGAGAAAGGACCACGCACGCAGCAUCCGAUCAAACUGAAGAAGACUAGCCUGAUACUGUCGGCCGAGAAGGGCUCCUGGAUACGCUUCCGGCUGCGGGACCAGAGUGCCGCCAAGGGUAAUUGAG
Anopheles maculipalpis is the source of this 1615-nucleotide messenger RNA. Its product is annotated as probable cytochrome P450 9f2. Lineage: Eukaryota; Metazoa; Arthropoda; Insecta; Diptera; Culicidae. The record is from RefSeq and is a predicted model, not a curated record. The transcript has 2 exons. Bases 1 to 1614 code for a protein of 537 amino acids. Gene Ontology annotation, molecular function: iron ion binding; monooxygenase activity; oxidoreductase activity, acting on paired donors, with incorporation or reduction of molecular oxygen.